UGACUGUUGUGUGCAAAUUUUGUCAGUUGUCACAUUACUGCCUGAAUGAAAUUUUUGAACUUAACCUUAGAUUUAAUUGUCAUUCUGAGACCUAUUAUUUUAUUAAAUCUUACAUUAUUUCGAUAUUAUGUGGACACGAAAGUCUUUAAAGAAUAGAAUUUAUUUAAAACGAAUAAUUAGUACAGACGUAAGUUAUUUUGGAACCACACAUACCACUCAUCAACAAGUACCUGCUGUAAAAGACACAGAAGAUAAGUAUGAAAAGCAAUUAAAAGACUUCCAAACCAUAACUAAUGUGACGAAGAAAGUACGAACUAAAAAACCACAGAAACCUCUCUUUGUUAAAAAUUUCCUUCUAGGCAAAUUUGACACUGAUCUCCUCACUUUUCCUGAGCUAAAUAAAGAAGAUACUAAACUCCUAGAACAAGAUGUAAGUUUAGUUAGAAAUUUAAUGAAACAAAAUCAUAUGAUAGACUGUACUUCAAUGACAAGGAAAUUUCGCCAGAAUCUGUCUGAUUUUAAAGCUCUAGGACUGCAAGCUGCCCAGUUAAUGAAUGGAAGAGAAUGUAAUGUUACUGAAACUUCUGUGUUUUUAGAGGCUUUAUCGGAACAUAACUUGAGAAAUUCUAUAGUCAAUAAUGAACAGUUGGGGAUACAGACUCUAAAUAGGUUUGGAAAUGAUCAACAAAAAGUAAAAUAUUUAACAAAGCUAAUGAAUGGUGAGAUGUUAUCUGCAACAUGUAUAUCUGAGCCUCAUGCAGUAGAUUUCAAUUCUUUUUUGACAAAAGCUAAACUAUCUUCAGAUGGGAAGUAUUGGGUUUUAAAUGGCAUGAAAUCUGCUGUGGUAAAUGGAAUAUCUGCGAAUAUUCUGUUUGUUUAUGCAGUAUCACAAGUUGUAAAGCGGGAUAAUCUAGUGGAAACGGCAUUAACCGUUUUUGCAAUUGAUAAAGAUGUGCCGGGAAUUAGUUAUCGUGAAGUUAGCAACAGUGGUUUAGAACUUGCAGAUAUAACUUUUACCGAUGUUCAGAUUCCAGUAGAAAACGUAAUUGGAGAAGUCAACAAAGCACAGUCUAUUUUAUCAAGAAUAGUAACAGAUCUCAGAUUAAAUGUAGGUCCCAUGGCUAUUAGUGUCUCGAAAAAAAUUCUCAAUAAUGUUAUUACAGACAUAAGAACCAAAUCUGACGAUAAGAAUUUGUUACAUGAAACUGACGCAAUAAGGGACAGCAUUGCUGAGAUGGUGGUGUCCCUAUAUGCUAUGGAAAGUAUGUUGUACCUUACAACAGGACUUACUGAUAAUUUUAAAGAUCAGGAUAUCGAAGUGGAGUCUUCGAUCGUUAAGGUGUUCAGUUCAUACAGCACUCUGAAACUAGCAACUUCUGCGCUGGAGCUCUCAGGCAUAAAUUUGAACAAAAUUAGAAAUCCACUAUUUCAUAUACAUUUUGGGCUACGAAGAGCGUGGACAAAUAGAAGAAAUAACGAAGAUAACCCUAAAUUGGAUUUGGAAUUAGGUGAUUAUCUUCAUCCAUCAUUGGAAAAUAGUUCCAAACAGUUAGAGUAUUGUAUUAAAAGAUUAGAAUUUGCUGCAGAAGUCUUGCUUACGAGAUACGGUCCAGAUGUAUUAAAUUUCCACAUGGACAUCAGAAGAUUAGCAGAUUCAAUUAUAGAUACUUACGCGAUAGCAGCUUGUUUAAGCAGAGCUUCCAGAUCUUACUGUAUCGGUUUGCAACAUGCAGACGUAGAAAUGAUGCUGGCUACGACGUUUACAAAUUCCGCUACAGAAAGAGUAAAGGAAAACGUAUUGAAAAUAUACUCAGGGCCUUAUAAUACAAACGAUGAAAAUCACAGGUUGAUAUCCAAGAAGAUGUUUAAACAUAAUAAUGAUGAACAUCCAGAUGUUCAGGUUGUGGAGCUGAAAUAUUUAAGAGACCAAUAUUACGAAAAUGAAAUUGAUGUUGGCUUAGACAUGACUUCGAUUAGAACGUUGAUAUUGUUGGACAAAACAUUAAACCAGAUGAUGUUAUUUCCGCAAGAGCAUAAUGUAGAGGAUAACGAUCAAAGUUUGCAACGUCUGUCCCUUGCUCAUGAACGACUGCACUCAAUGCCUAAAAUUUUACUCGAAGAAGUAGCACCAACUGUGAAAAUUUUGGAUAUUAGCCAUAAUGAAUUUGAAAAAUUGGAUUUUUUAGAUCAGUUUCAUGAACUAACAACUUUAAUAUGUGACCACAAUGAUAUUACGUCUAAUCAAAUUUUACCGUUUUUGCCAAAACUCGAAUUACUAUGGAUGAAUAAUUGUAAAAUUUUGGAUAUAUAUCGUUGGGUAUAUCGAUUAAGUAGUUCUUGUCCUAAUUUGAAAUAUUUGUCACUUAUGGGUAACCCAAGUAUACCAUUUUAUACAAAUGGAGGGUCAAAUCUUGAGCAAAUGAGGUACAGAUUAUUUAUUUUGUCCCUUUUCCCAAAGUUAGUUCACCUGGAUGACAAACCUGUCACUGAAGACGAGCGUAAGAAGUCGCACAAACUCUACCAUAAAGAUAUUCUGGAAAUUAUUGCAACCAAAGCACAGCAAACUAUGCCGGAUUAUAUGCGAAGAGUAUCACAAAGGAUGUCGCAGCAAAUGUCAGUAAUGUUAUCAUGCGUCGGAACGUCGAAUUCGGAAACCAAAAAUUUUAUUGUUUAACUAUAACUUAUUAUUUUUUUAUUCAGUAUUUUAAUAAAGAACAUUUUUGUACAAAUAUAUUUAAUCGUGAUGUUUUAU
Diabrotica balteata is the source of this 2752-nucleotide messenger RNA. Lineage: Eukaryota; Metazoa; Arthropoda; Insecta; Coleoptera; Chrysomelidae. The record is from the annotation of a GenBank genome assembly.